Prorocentrum cordatum is the source of this 477-nucleotide messenger RNA. The record is from the annotation of a GenBank genome assembly. NCBI's taxonomy places the organism in Eukaryota, Dinophyceae, Prorocentrales, Prorocentraceae.
AUGGUGCUGUACUUGGCCGUGGGAGUUGUUGGCUACAUGGCAUUCGGCAAGAACACAGAGGCUGAUGUUGUCUCGCAGAUUGCAGCCGUGCGCGGCCAGAGCAGAGUAGUGACCUCGAUUCAGGCGCUUUUGGCGAGCUUCAUAGUUUUGAAGACGCCGCUGAUAAUCCUGCCUCUGAGGACCUUGACCCUCGCGAUCCUUUGCCUGGACAUCAACUCCGGCGACCUCUCAGCAGGAAAGAACGCGGCACUGACGCUGGCGCUGCUUGUGUGCGUUUACUGCAUGGCCUUGGCGUUGCCAGACUUGGGGAAGUUGCUGGAGCUGCUCGGUGCUGUCUGCGUUAUGCCUCUCUGCUUUGUGGUGCCCGCACGACUCUCCUGGGCCGUGGAGGAACCGCGGCGCACCGUCAGCUGUCUCGUGAUGGGGCUUGCAGGUUUGCUGGUAUCUGCUCUCUCCCUCGUGUCCAUGGUGGUCUGA